AUGGUUAACUUGUUAAAAGAUAUCGAGGGGGUCGUAGUAUUUUUGGAUGACGUUUUGAUCGCUUCGGACACUAUCGAAAACCAUAUACAUACUUUACGUAAAGUGCUAGAUAAAUUGAAAGAGUACGGUCUUAAAUUAAAAAGGGAAAAAUGUGAAUUUUUUGUAGAAAAAGAGAAAUAUUUGGGUUAUGUAAUGAAUAAAGAGGGAAUCCACCCCGAUCCUGACAAGAUAGAAUCGAUUCUGUUGAUGUCACCACCCAAAGAUAUUUCGGAACUUCGGUCAUUUUUAGGAAUGGUCAAUUUUUAUAGCCGUUUCGUGACCAAUUUGAGUACCAUUUUACGGCCACUUUACGAACUACUAAAAAAAGACUCGACAUGGAAAUGGGGUAAAUUAGAACAGCAGGCUUUCACUGUAGUUAAGAGACGUUUGAGUGACGCGGUCGCGCUGAGCCACUACGAGCCGGGCGCGCCGUUAGUGGUGACGUGUGAUGCCAGCGCGCGCGGGCUUGGCGCCGUGCUGGCGCAGCGCGACGCGGCCGGCCGCGAGCGCCCCGUCAUGUGUGUGUCGCGCGCGCUCACCGCCGCGGAAUGCAACUACAGUCAGAUACAAAAGGAGGCGUUAGCUAUUGUAUUUGCUGUGAAAAAGUUUCACCAGUAUAUUUACGGACGACGGUUUACAUUGCGGACGGAUCAUAAACCGUUAGUCACAAUAUUCGGUCCACACCAAGGUAUUCCUAGCAUGACGGCCAGUAGAUUACGGAGAUGGGCUUUAAUAUUAACAGCUUACGAUUUCGAUAUCGAAUACGUCUCAACUAAUGAUAAUGUGGCGGAUGCAUUGUCGCGAAUGAUUUCUACCCAUAAAGAGAGUAGGUCGGAGGAAAAUCGAGAAUUUCCGGAACAAACUUAUUUACAUUUCGCGUCAGAGGCCUUAUUAAUAGACAAUAAUAGUUUAAAGCGGGAAACCGCGAGGGACGCGAUACUAGGGCGGGUCCUCGGUUAUAUACGGGACGGCUGGCCGCAAGAUAUCGAAAUAAAAGAUAUCAAACCAUACUUUCACAGACAGAAAGAGUUAUACGAGGAACUGGGGUGCGUCAUGUGGGGUCACAGAGUAGUGGUACCUUCUAGUUGCAGGGAGAAAGUUCUCGCAGAGUUACAUGAGGCUCACAUGGGGAUCACCAAGACGAAACAGUUCGCUCGCAGCUACGUGUGGUGGCCGGGGAUCGACGAGGCGGUGGAGGCCGUGUGCCGCGCCUGCUCGGUGUGCGCGCGCGUGGCGGACGCGCCGGAGCAACACGAGCCGCGCCCGUGGCUGUGGCCAGAGCGCCCGUGGUCGCGACUGCAUCUCGAUUUUUUAGGGCCGAUAGGGGGCGUUACUUACUUAGUUACCGUGGACGCUCAUUCUAAAUGGGUCGAAGUCACUGCUAUGAGUUCCAUUUCGGCAAAAAAUUUAAUAAGCAAAUUAAGGGAAAUGUGGGCUAGAUUCGGUCUGCCAAGACAGAUAGUGAGUGACAACGGUCCGCCAUUUACUAGUCAGGAAUUCCAGUUAUUUCUUAAAGAUAACGGUAUAGAACACAUAUUUUCAGCACCCUAUCACCCGGCUUCGAAUGGCGCAGCGGAGAAUGCGGUUAGAAUGAGCAAGCGGGUUAUAAAAAAGGCACUGGUACAGGGUGUGAAUAUCGAUAUCGCGCUUAAUAGGUUUCUACUCGUAUAUCGUAACACCGAACACUGUACUACCGGUGUGAGCCCCGCGAAAUUAUUACAAGGUCGUUCACUGCGCACACGCCUCGACUGUCUGAAGCCGGAGCUGGGGCCCCGCGUGCGGCGCGAGCAGGCGCGGCAGGCGCGCGCCGCGGGCGGCAGUCGCCGGCAGUUCGCGCCGGGAGACCGCGUAUGGUACCGCGAUUAUCGUAACUCGGUUGUAAAAUGGUUAAAAGGAGAAGUACACUCCAGACUAGGAGAAACGGACUAUAAUAUUCUAGGGGCUGAUAAAGUCUUUAUUCAUAGACAUGUCGACCAGAUAAGACCACGAUCGGGGGAGCCGGAUAGGGAAGGAGAAGACCGGGAUGUUUCAGAAGGAGGAAGAGGUUCAUUAUCACGUUCCUAUCUAGUGUAUCCGAAUGGCUCCUCUCCAGUGGUGGAGGAAGAGGCCAGUUCGAGUGGCAGAGAGGCUGCGGCCGGGUCCGCGCCCGCCGCGACGUCCCCGCGCCCCCCGCCCGCCCCGCAGCCGGCGCCCGCGGCUCCGAGCCCGGCGAGGGAGCGCCCCAACCCGCCUAGAACUCGUAGGGCCCCGCGACGUUAUGGAUUUGAUUUUGAUUAG
Molecule: messenger RNA, 2316 nt
Organism: Parnassius mnemosyne (clouded apollo)
Lineage: Eukaryota; Metazoa; Arthropoda; Insecta; Lepidoptera; Papilionidae
Source: the annotation of a GenBank genome assembly